Molecule: messenger RNA, 537 nt
Organism: Schistosoma turkestanicum
Lineage: Eukaryota; Metazoa; Platyhelminthes; Trematoda; Strigeidida; Schistosomatidae
Source: the annotation of a GenBank genome assembly
AUGUAUAUUAUGCAUAAUUUACAGUAUUAUUUUCAAUUUUAUUUAUUUCUUUACAUUCAAUUAUUAAUUGAUUACACAAGUUGUUAUUCAUUUAAUCAAACCAAUUCAAAGGAAUUAUUUUAUUCUAUCAAUGAAGAAUCAGAAAUUGGUUCUUAUAUAGGUAAUUUAAAAUUAGAUGCAGAAAAGAAAUUUUUUAUGAAUUUAAUGAUGAAUGAGAAUAAUUUGCCCACCUUUGAACUAUAUGAUGAUACAAAUAAAAAUUUAUUUCGUAUUGAAGAAACAAGUGGAAAAUUGUUUGUUGCAUCACGUAUUGAUCGUGAAACAUUAUGUCCACAACCUGAUAUGAUUGCAGAAGAAUUCAAUGGAUUAUUAUUGAAUGAUCAACGUUCAAUCUUGUCAUCAUCAUCAUCAUCAUCUUCAAUGAUGGACAGUAGAUCAAAUGAAAUUUUACCACCGAAAGAAUGUCAGAUUCACUUGACAGUUUGUAUUUCACGUAUACAUUGGAUUAAUACAAAUUCUAACGAAAAGCCAUUUUAG